UAAUGAGAGUUGAGUCAGUGUGCGUGCGGAAGGCGCAGGCAUUAGUCGCAGGAGCGCCGGUGCUGCCGCCACAGGCGGAGCGGAUUCGGCCGUAGUAAGAGGCCAUUUUGAGAGUGAAGCUAGUGGAGAGUGAACGUACGGGAUCAAUGGCGCGGAGGCAGUGCUGUUCGCGGCGGAGCAGCGUGCCGCCCCCGCCGCCUCCGCCGCCGCCCCCGCUGCUGGCGCCCGCCGAGGCGCUGCGCAGGGCCAAGGCGAUGGCAUGCUGCGGCCUGCGGGGUGGCUGCUGCGGAGGCGCGCCGCCCCCAAGAGCCGCCGCCUCCGGGGCCACCCCCGACUCGCUGCUGGACAUUUGUGCGCGGCUGGUGGCCGAGAAGGUGGCCUUCCAGCGGAUCGAACAGCGCUACCAGCGCAUCCCCGAGCCGGUGCAGCGACGCAUCAUCUUCUGGUCCUUCCCAAGGGACGAGGGUGACAUUUGCAUGUACUCGUCGCUAGCGCAGGUGCACACCGCCCCCGCCGACAGCCACAACCAGGCCUUCUACAAGGGCCUCAAGCUGCUGGAGGCCGGAUGCGUUACCAACGUCCUCCAAGUCGGCUUCCACCUGAGCGGCGAGGUGCACUCUGCGAAGCCAGUUGUUGGCUUAGGCCAGACGCUUCCUGCCGCCGCCACCGCCGAGCAGGAUAGAAUUUUCAAAGUGUCCGUCUCCUUUGACAGGUGCAAGAUCACUGCUGUGACAUGCAGCUGCGACACGAGGGACAUUUUCUGGUGCCAACACGUGGUCGCACUCUCCCUCUACCGAAUCCGCAGUGCCGAUGUCGUACGCCUCAGGGUGCCCAUAUCAGAAACAUUGCUGCAAAUGGACAGACAGCAACUGCAAAAAUUCGUGCAAUAUUUAAUCUCGGAACAUCACACCGAAGUGCUUCCCACAGCCCAGAGGCUGGCCGAUGAAAUCCUCCAGCAGAGGUCUGAAAUCAACCGCAUUCCAGGCGCACCUGAUCCGACUGCCGGGGCCAGCGCUGACGAUGAACAUUCGUGGCACCUGGACGAGGAACAGGUCUGCGAACAGGUCAGGUCCUACCUUUCCCAGGGCCAGUACUAUAAUGCCAACAAGCAGCUCAACUCGCUAUUUGAGAAGGUACGGGAAAUGCUCCGUGCGGGUGACUCAAACGGCGCGAGGAUGCUGACUCUCAUUACGGAACAGUUCCUCGCAGACCCCAGGCUGCCCAUGUGGAGGACGCAGAGCUCGUCCAUGAGCGACAAGUGUCGGCAGCUGUGGGAUCAGCUGGGCACACUCUGGGUCUGCAUCAUGCUUAACCCGCACGCUACUCAGCAGGAAAAGCAGCAGUGGCGUGACAUGCUGGCAAAGUGGGCUCAAAUGGAAGCGUGCCCUCGCGAGGACCACGACUUCCGCGCUGUGCCGCCUACCUCUGCCACCUCAGGGCUCCACGCCGCUCCAGAGCCGAUACCCUCGCGCAGGCAUUCCGACGACGACAGCAGCUCUGACGACGACGACGCACCUGUCUACCAUCCCCUUCCGCGCGUCAGACAGCACAACCCUCGAUGCAAUUACUUCAGUAAAACUUCCCAAUCGGUGCCCAGAACCAUUUUCCAGAGAGCGAUUGAUGCAGUAAGCCUUUCUUGGGACAACAUUCACCUGAAACAUCUUUUAUCAAGUGACAACUAUUGCAGUCUUGUACCAGACAGUGCUGUCCACUCUGGCAUAUUCAACGCACAAGGACAGCCCCUGUGGCAAGAGGCUCUAUCCGUGUCCUCUUCACGCGUUGACGCACUCCGUUCGCACGGCCACCUGGACGCGGCUCUGCGCCUGGCGGUGGCGGUUGUGCGUACCAUGAAGCAGCAGCAAUUGCUGGCGCAGCGCAAGUGGCACGACCUGCACAACCAGGGACCAAGCACCUCGACAGCCGCCACAUACCACUCGUCACCACACAGCCGCUACCACCACUACACACGCGGCACCGGCAUGUGCAGCGGUGGUGCUAGCACUAGCAAUAAUCUCCACGCCAGCAGUGGCUGUGAUCUCUGGCAGGGCUACUCGCUUGACCCAGUCAUAACCCUGUUUGAGACCUUGGCCGAAGCUUCUCUGCCCCCAGGAGCACCUACCAGGGCGACUAUCUUCUGCGACCUAACCUUUGAGGAAGAGGUGACCAGUACAAGUUCUGCUCUGAGAUACAUGCAUGUGCCCGUGGUUGGUUCGCGGGAUGGUUCAGAGACCUACCUUAGCCUUGCGGUGGAAGUAGCUCUCAUCGGCCUAGGACAGCAGAGAUUGAUGCCAAGCGGUCCAUACGCACAGGAGAAAGUUUGCAAACAAGAGGAGCGACUGAUUGGUCGUUUGCAGCAGAUAGAGCUGGAUCGCGCGCUGGUGGCUGUACUCAGAAGACAGGCUAUUGUCUUGCUGGAAGCCGGACCUGCCUCUGGACUCGGACUAGGCAUUCCACCUGAAUCUGUGCCCAUGCACACCUUUGCCCGGUUUUUAUUUCUCGCUCUGCUCAGCUACUACCCUGACCUAGCAUAUGAAGUCGGCCUUCGCGCUAUGAGACUGCCAAUAUUGGAAGAAAAUGGCGGCGGUCGUGGUGACGAAGGAUCUGGCACUGUGUCCUCUCUGUCACUAAGAUACCCACGAUGGUUCACCUUGGGACAUAUAGAAACGCAGCAGUGCGCCCUAGCUUCCACCAUGCUUUCUGCCGCCAAAGGCGAAGGAUUGCGUCUGCGCACUGUGCUCGAGUCUUCUCAGCGGCACAUCCACAGCUCGUCACAUUUGUUUUCCCUGGCGCAAGAUGUGUUCAGAGUGGCCACCCCUGAAGGGGGUCCCCGGCACAACACUCUGCUAAACGUCGCAUUUGAGCUUGGGCUGCAGGUGAUGCGGAUGACACUUUCCUCAAUGAACUGGCGCCGACGGGAAAUGGUGCGGUGGCUUGUGACUUGUGCCACAGAGGUUGGCCUCGAAGCCCUCGUCUCGAUCAUUAGUAACUGGUACCAGCUGUUCACGCCCACUGAGGCCACAGGUGCGGUGGCGACAACCAUCAUGUCUCACAACACGAUGGUACGGUUAAGCCUUAACUUUGCUCAACGGGACGAGCUGUCCGCAUGCGCCCGGACUCUUGCCUUGCAGUGUGCCACCAAAGAUCCUCAGAAUUGUGCCUUGAAUGCUCUGACGCUGUGCGAAAGCGACGGCCGCUCUUUUGAAGCUGCUUACCAGAUCGUUAUUGACGCGGCAGCGAGUAUCAUGACCUCGUCGCAGCUUUUCACCAUCGCACGCUACAUGGAGCACAGGGCGUAUCCUCAGCGUGCCUACAAGCUUGCUAUUCUAGCCAUGAAGAACGUCAGACUUGGUUACAAUAUGGACUCGCAUCCAGCAAUCAACGACAUUCACUGGGCGUGCGCGCUGAGCCACUCGCUGGGCAAAACCGAGCUGACCAACAUGAUCCCGCUGCUAGUCAAGAACGUGUUGUGCGCCACUGUGCUGUCAGACAUUCUACGUCGGUGCUCGAUGACGGCGCCAGGCAGUGUAUCGACCUGCUCGCCAGAGCUGGGCCUGCUCAGCACGCACCCGCCGCCGCCACACCACCACCUGAGCAGCAAGCGGCGCUGCCUUAAGCCGCUGAGCUACGAGCGGCCGCCGCUCAAGCAGCUGCUCGACGCCGCCAUCUCUGCGUUCAUCAACACGACGCACUCGCGGCUGACGCACAUCAGCCCUCGCCACUAUGGCGACUUCAUCGAGUUUCUCGGUAAGGCACGCGAGACCUUCUUCCUUGCGCACGACGGACACGCGCAGUUCGCGCAGCUGCUCGAGAACAUGAAGGUUGCCUACAAGGGCAAAAAGAAGCUGAUGUACUUGGUCAAAGAGCGCUUUGGCUGAACUUGUCCCCCCCCCCCCCAUUGAAAUUAGGUCUGCGCGUUUCAGAGACUGCUUUUCAGAAAAAUCGUUUUUCCUUAUUGAUUCGCAAUGGCUAUUUUUGAUUUGCCUCGCAAACAGCUGACCUCUUUGGCUUCCAUUCUAUUUUUGGGUGAUAAGAAACGGACGCGCUGGAUCUCCCUCUUUGCAAUAUGUAUUUUCGCCCUCGAGAUGCCGCCUGUCGCCACCAGUUCUUUCCAAAUAUUUUAAACACAAAUACCUUUAUUAUAGCUUCUACCUCCUAUGAUGAUUUGCGUAUGAUAUUAAAUAACUUUAUUCUCUGGCAACUGCCAUCAAUUUUUUUUAUUAUUAUUUUUAUGUGCACAUCCUAACCCCUGUAACUUGGUUUCACUUUAAAAAAUAAUAAAAUGCAGGAAAUUAUCUUUCUUCCUAUCCUGCUGAAUUUAAUCAUUUUUUUAUUUGGCAAUGAUUGAUUUACUGUAUGGAAAGAGCGGCUGCGACUUUGUGCAUGUCAUGCUGGAGGUGCGUCGAAGAGACUUCAAGCAUAGCCAAAAUGUUUCACCACAAUGCAACCUGUAAAUGUAAAUUGAAAGAAAAUCUCAGGAUGUAGAUAGGCUACAAUAAUUGUUGAUCUCCGAUAUCUAUUUACACAUUCAUAUUUAUAUUGAUUGUAAUAAUAUUCCGUUCUCAUUAGUUAUAAGAAGCUGUUGCCUUUUUUUAGCAAUGAUGGCAAAUGUGUUUCAAUUAUUAUAAGAUUUUAAGUUAUUUAAUUUUCCAUUGAACCAACUACACAUUGUGCAUAUUUUCGUUGAGCUCAAAGUUGGUUUAAAGUUGCCAUCAUUGCCACUGAUAUGUAUGUGUUAAUAAUUUAUUUGUGUAAGUUGGCUGAGUUUCUAAGCUUUGAUCUUUGACUCUUCUUUCACCGAUACUAUCUGGAGAUAACUUCUACGAUUCAAGUGAAGUGGCAGCUGGUUAAUCAAUUAUUCUUCUUGUCUUCUGUCAACAUAUCACUCGCGUCUUUCUUUGAUUGGCCGCCAAUAUGUAUUAUAAAUUAUUAUCAAUUUUCUUAAAGACAUCAUUUGAUUUUUAGGCGAGACCACCAGGUCUGUAAAAUAAAUGUUGGGUUUAUUUUUGAUCGAACUUCGGCACGCCGAAUCAAAUUCGAUAGCACAAAUUAAUAAUAGAGAAACCUGAGGUCAACAAACUUUAAUGCAUGCAAUUUGGCGAAGGUUUCAAAACGAACGCAAAAUAAUCUACUGUCCAUUAAAAAUAGCAUUUAUGCUAGUUGGAGGUACCUUUUCAGGGCACCUUCGCCUGACAAAACGCUGUAUAUUGUGUAUAUUAUAAAGUGAGAUGCAAUUUGUGAAAAACCCAAAACGGCUUCCUUGAUUUGGCCGGAAUAAGUAACCUAAUGAAAUUUACAAGAUAACUCAAAGGAAAGUUUGCAAUGCGGUGUUGUGAUAAAACUUUUGUAUUUUUAGUGUGUAGCGCUGACCAGCGCCCUGUUGUUUGUGUAUGCUCUGAUGAAUACAAAAAUACUCGAGUAUUUUGAGUGCAGAUCGACACGCAAUGAAUAUUUUCAAUUUGGUUUCUCUUUUUUAUCUUGUAGAAUAAAGUGAAACUUUUCAAACAAAUAAUAA
Molecule: messenger RNA, 5512 nt
Organism: Cloeon dipterum
Lineage: Eukaryota; Metazoa; Arthropoda; Insecta; Ephemeroptera; Baetidae
Product: zinc finger SWIM domain-containing protein 4-like
Exons: 15
Coding region: 147-3875 (1242 amino acids)
Cellular component (GO): Cul2-RING ubiquitin ligase complex
Molecular function (GO): zinc ion binding
Source: RefSeq, a predicted model, not a curated record